CGCGAUGACGUCAUUUCCGCUGGCUUAGACCGGGGAAAGUUGUUUCCUGAAGUUGACAUGGGACUAAUAGAUUCGUCCCUAACCCCGUGUUUCUACAAAUGACAUUAGCGGGUGGCGAGGGCGUUCGUUAGCCUCUUCCCCCGUCGCCAGAGCGCCUGAAGCCGGUCGGUUCUGAUGGAGCCGGCCGCCGACUCCGUCUCCUCCACGGACCACGACUCGGAGGUACGCCUCCAGGAGCAGCUGGCCGAGUGCCGGGCCCAGGCCGAGCACUGGCUGGGCGUGGCCACCAUCUGUGAACUCAGCAAACAGGAGGAACUCGCGGAACUCCAAAAGCAAUGCGACCAAGAAAUCCAGUCUCUGCAAGAGGCUCUACAAGAGACGGCCUCUCAGUAUGAAGCCAGGAUCGCCUGCCUGCAGUCGGAGCCAGCAGACUGGAGGAGAGGCAGCGGGCAGACCCAGAGUGGGCGGAGACACAGGUCCAAUGUGGGCGGGUCCAGGAGGGAGUCCCUGGAGGCGGGCGCCGAGGGCAGGGCGCUGACGGACAGCCCCAACAGCCUAUCGGCAGACCAGGACGGGGAAGGGGCGGGCCUUGGUGCAGAAGGCUACUUCUCCCAGCACUGCGACACGGCCUCCAUGUCCUCCUUCUCUCUGGACACGCCCUCUCUGGCCAGGAGACCGCCCCCUCAGGAAGACACCGCCUCCCUGGUUUCCACGGGAACCCUGGUGCCCGAGGCCAUCUACCUGCCGCCCGCCGGCCACCGAUUGGUCACACACAGCGACUGGGACGCGCUCAACACUCAGGUCUCUGAGCUGAGGGGGAAGCUGAGGAGGCUGGAGCAGGAGAAGGAGGAGCUGGAGGCGGAGCUGGACACACAGACCAACCACACGCACAAACAGGUGACGUUGCUCCAGUGUCAGGUCCACACGUCAGAGACCCUCCUCCAAGACCUCCAGAAAUCUGUCAGCCAAUCACAGAACGCCGUGCAGAGCCGCUUGGCGGAGCUGUCCUUAUCCCAGAGGCGCGUGUGUGGAGAGCUGUCCAGGCUGAAGGGAGAGGAGGUGGAGGAGGAGGAGGAACCAACCACCACACCUUUCCCCGGGACUCAACAGGGGGCGCACUCGGAGGAGCGGCUCCGCAUCGAGAUCGUGAACCUGAAGGAGCAGCUGGACACGCGCAGCGAGGAGAGCGAGCUGUUAGAAGUGCAGUUCUCCUCCCUGAAGACGGAGACUGAGCGCGUGCGGGCCCAGAGGGACCAGAGCCAGGCUGAGCUGGCGGCGGGCCGCACCGAGCUGGACGCCCUGCGGGUGGCGCUGUCCCACCUGCAGAGCACCAACAAGGCGCUGGGCCAGGAGAAGGCCGCCCUGCAGCAGCAGAGUCUGGAGUCUCGCGGUCAGGUGAUCAGCCUCCACGCCCAGCUGGACACCAGCCAGGCCGUCCAGAUGGACUUCGUCCAGCUGUCCCAGACGCUGCAGGUGAAGCUGGAGCUGAUCCGUCAGGCCGUGACCCUGGACCAGGCCCGGGAGAUCCUGGGGGAGGGCCCCCUCCCCGCGGACCCCCCCCCCACCACCGGGUCCACGUGAACCCCCUCAGCCCCCCCCCCACCUACCACAGACCACCAAGAAGACCCCCGGGGGACC
This is a messenger RNA of Gadus macrocephalus (Pacific cod), 1638 nucleotides long. It is a transcript of the gene rabep2, whose product is annotated as rabaptin, RAB GTPase binding effector protein 2. The transcript has 11 exons. Gene Ontology annotation, cellular component: intracellular membrane-bounded organelle. Lineage: Eukaryota; Metazoa; Chordata; Actinopteri; Gadiformes; Gadidae. Gene Ontology annotation, biological process: endocytosis. The record is from RefSeq and is a predicted model, not a curated record. Gene Ontology annotation, molecular function: GTPase activator activity; growth factor activity. Bases 175 to 1581 code for a protein of 468 amino acids.